This is a messenger RNA of Suillus paluster, 351 nucleotides long. RefSeq lists its product as uncharacterized. The record is from RefSeq and is a predicted model, not a curated record. The transcript has 2 exons. The coding region runs from base 1 to 351 and encodes 116 amino acids. NCBI's taxonomy places the organism in Eukaryota, Fungi, Basidiomycota, Agaricomycetes, Boletales, Suillaceae.
AUGGUCAAUACUCCUGGCGCCACUGCGCCAAAGACGCCUCCCCACGGCGUCGACGCUGUCCCCCAGCUCAAGUCCACCCCAAAUGCAGUUGGUUCUGCUGUUGUUAGCGAACAUAUCAGUACUCUAGGUGUCGACGUCCACGAUAUCCGUCUAUGGAUUACGCGGGACGUUCAGGACUUCAGCAGAUGCGAAUUCGAUGAAAUGCUGCGGGAGCUCCUUUAUCGCUGCAGAGAUCCCUCAAAAUCCCCUCCGACUGACAAGUCGACACUACUUAACGAUUCCUUCCAAGCCGUCCUACCCCUCUGCCACCAGACCAGCGCCGCUCAGGACUAUCAACAGACAUUUGUCUGA